CGCACUUCUAAAUUCCACCCACCACUUCCUCUUCCUUUCACAAAUAACCACUUUUAUUUUCAUUUUCUUACUUCCAAACAAAAAUAUAUAAAAAAAUCCCCCACCCUCCUCCCUCCGCCACCGCCGUCGAAUGACAGAUUACCGCCUCCCCUCCGCCGCGACGAUGAAUCUCUGGACCGACGACAACGCCUCCGUGAUGGAAGCCUUUAUGAAUUCCGAUCUCUCCGCCCUCUGGCCGCCGCCUCCUCCGCCACCUCAUCACUCCUCUUCCACCUCCACUUCCACCCCCGCCGAUCCCAUCAAAUCUCACCACCCUCCCCCGCCGCCGACGCCCUCCCUUCCGCCGCCGCUCUUCAAUCAGGAAUCCCUCCAGCAGCGCCUCCAGGCGCUGAUCGACGGGGCGAGGGAGAACUGGACCUACGCCAUCUUCUGGCAAUCGUCCUACGAUUUCUCCGGCGCCUCCGUGUUGGGAUGGGGCGACGGGUACUAUAAGGGGGAAGACAAUAAGGGGAAAGGGAAAUUGAGGAAGAAUACCAGCACGGCGGAGCAGGAGCACCGGAAGAAGGUCCUCCGGGAGCUCAAUUCGUUGAUCUCCGGCCCCAACGGCGCCUCUGCCGACGACGCGGUGGACGAGGAAGUUACGGAUACCGAGUGGUUCUUCUUGGUCUCCAUGACCCAGUCGUUUGUGAACGGGGUCGGGUUGCCGGGUCAGGCUUUCUUCAACGGGUCUCCCGCCUGGUUGGUCGGGUCGGACCGCAUGACCGCCGCUCCCUGCGAGCGGGCGAAGCAGGGGCAAGUGUUCGGCCUCCAGACAAUCGUCUGCAUCCCGUCGGCCAACGGCGUCGUCGAGCUCGGGUCGACGGACCCGAUUUACCAGAGCUCGGAUCUGAUGAACAAGGUUAGGGUUUUGUUCAAUUUCAGUGGUAGCGGCGGAAUCGAAAGUUCCUGGGCUCCGCCGCCGCCGACCCCGUCGAAUCACGACCAGGGAGAGAACGACCCGUCGUCGCUCUGGAUCACGGACCCGGAAAUGAAGGACGGCGGCGGAAACAAUAGUAACAACAACAACAACAAGACCUCCUCCGCCGCGGCUACCACGGUGGCUCCGUCGUCCAGCGGUGGAAACCCUAAUCACCACCACCACCACAACAAUUCUUACCCUAGCUCAAGCAGCUUGACGGAGAAUCCUAGCGGAAUCCAUAACCAGAACCAAACGCAGAGCUUCUUCACACGCGACUUGAACUUCGGCGAGUACACCGGAAUUGGGGGAAACAACAACAACAACCGGAAUGGGAAUUCGAUUCUGAAGCCAGAAUCCGGCGAGAUUCUUAAUUUCGGGGAUAGCAAGAGAAGCUCAUCAAGCGGGGGGAAUGGAAAUCUGUUCUCCGGCAGCCAUAACCAUAAUCCACAGCUGGAAGAGAGCAACAAGAAGAAGAGAUCCCCGACUUCCAGGGGGAGCAACGACGAAGGGAUGCUCUCAUUCACUUCCGGCGUAAUCCUGCCUUCCUCCGGCACAGCCAAAUCCACCGUCGCGGCAGACUCCGACCACUCCGACAUUGAAGCAUCCUUUGUCAGGGAAGUAGACUCCAGUCGAGUCGUGGAGCCUGAAAAAAAACCUAGAAAGCGAGGGAGGAAACCGGCCAACGGCAGGGAAGAGCCACUGAACCACGUCGAAGCAGAGAGACAAAGGCGUGAGAAGCUGAACCAGAGAUUCUAUGCUCUAAGAGCAGUAGUUCCCAAUGUCUCUAAAAUGGACAAAGCUUCCCUCUUGGGAGAUGCCAUUUCCUACAUCAAGGAGCUCCGACUGAAGCUCCAGUCUACAGAAUCUGAGAAGGACGAGCUCCAGAAGCAGGUCGAGUCGUUGAGGGACGAAUCGUCAUCUCAUCCUCAGCAGCGGCCACCACCAGAUAAUCAAGAUCUCAAGUCAUCUAACUCGUCAAGCACUAACAGCUCGCAGAUCGAGAUGGAGAUCGAGGUGAAGAUAAUUGGAUGGGAUGCUAUGAUAAGGGUACAAUGCAGCAAGAGGAACCAUCCAGCAGCUAGACUAAUGGCUGCUUUGAAAGAGCUGGAUCUAGAUGUCCACCAUGCGAGUGUCUCGGUAGUAAAUGAAUUGAUGAUCCAGCAAGCGACGGUGAAGAUGGGGAGCCGAUUCUAUACCCAGGAGCAGCUCAGGUUAGCUUUGUCUAACAAAGUUGGUGACUUUCGAUAGUGGCAAGUAAGUUAAGCUGCAGCAAACCAGCUGGUUUGUUGUAUGUUCAUUGAGAUUGCACCAGUUUUGGGGACAAUUUUAUUAGGGCAGAGGAAGUGUAAACUAGUGUUGUCUUAUUUUGGCAUAUUUUUGGUCCUAGUGUAAUAUUAUUGAGUUUGAGAAGCAGAUAUAAGCUUAGGUUCUGAUUGGCAUGAUUAGAGGUAGCAACUAGCAAGUAUUAUGAAUGUAUUAGGUGUUUGUUACUGCUGCUGCUUCCUCUUCUUCCCCACUGAAGGGAAGAUGAGAAAGGGGAGGAAAGACUGUUUUUUGUUGCAACAAAAAAAAAAGCUCUGCCUCUGUAACUUUGUCAAAAUAUUGGGUCUUGAUAUGGUGUAUAUACAGUAAUAAUCAAUCAUAUUGUUGUUGUGAAGCUGAUGAAUUUAUUGAUACUUCUUAUUCUCAUUACUGUGUGGAAAUGUAUGGUAUCUGUUUCUCUUUCCACAACCACUGAAUUCUCACUAGUUUAAUCCAGUUUGAGUCGUGCAAAGCUGGUAAGAACGAACGAUUAAGCUCUCAAUAUCAAAGUGUCACUGCACUUUGAAACUCUUCAAUCUCAGUUGUGGUGCCGGUUGGUGUAAGACUACUGAAUUGUUGGGGAAGCAAUACUUGGCUGUGUGGCUCUCAUCACCAGUUGAAUCCAGUUUGGGGUAGAGCGAGAUUGAGCUCGCUGCGAAAACUAACCUCUGAUUAGCUCAUGUUAGAGAGUAGCCUGACAUUUCUGGUUUGUGGUUGAUGAGACAAGGAAUGACAGAAAGGUUUGCAGAAAGGUUCUGGUGAAGCAAGACUUGCCUGAUAUGGGUUUCUGUGUGGGAAACUCAUGGUUGUUUGGGUUGAAUGACUCGCCAUUUUCAGCAGUGGGAGAGUGGAAACCAACAUCACAUGCUAUUAAUUUCUAUGCUGGAUAGGGUAAAAAAGGGUGGAGCUUUCUGAUAGGGUUGUUGGAUGACGAAUUGGCAAAGAUCUCUUGUUGUUUUUCUAAAAGGGUUUCUGGGAUUUUGCGGUGGAGAAGAGAAGAGAAGGAAGCAUGUGAGUGAGUGGGACUGUGAUUGCAGAGAGCAGAGCAGAAUUAUGAUUGGUCGCUGUUCUUGCAAUUAUCGUAUGGGGACAAUUUUCUUUUUCUUGGGUGAUGAUGGUGGUGGCCUGGUGGGAUUAAUUGCCGUUUCGGUCACUACUUUUAUAUUCAUUGUUCAUUUGCCUCACCAAAUUCUUCUGCUUGCAACCAUUGGUUUCUAGAAGGUGAUUGGUGAAGUACACUUAAUUAGUUUAGCUUCCCAAAUACUUAUGCGACUUUCUUAUUUAGUUAGUUUAGUAAUCAGUCUAUGGUGGUGGAAGUGCUGGCCUUGCGCGAGGCUUUAGGUUGGUGUCUGGCGAAUGGGGUCUCGGAAGUUUGCUUUGAAGGGGACGCCAAAGUGGUCAUAGACAAGAUCAAUAGGGCGGAGACUGGUGAUAUUAGGAUGGGUGCGGUUUUGGAAGAGGUGGUUAAUUGUUUUGCAUUGCAUCCGGGGUUUAGUGUUCGAUUUGUAGGUCGCUGUCACAAUAGGGUAGCCCACUUGGUGGCUAGGAAGGCCCUUUCAUUGUUUCCGACUGCAAGUUGUUUGUUUGAUUUCCAGACCUGGCUGUGCUCCAGGAUGUAACUAUCCUUUGGUUGAUUCUAUAUAUAUGAAUAUCUUUUGUCAAAAAAAAAAUCAGUUAAUAUGCUCACUGAUUUUCAUAUUACAUUUUGAAGCAUGAAUUCAUGCCAAAUUAUGUGAGUCCUAGUGUCCUACCAUUAAUUCAUACGAGCCAAACAAUGAACGAGUUCUGACAAAUCAAUUUACAAUUUACAAUAUACAUGAGUUCUCUUUUAACGCAUGAAUUCUACGUUACAUGCUUACCACGCAACCCCUUAAGUUAAUGAACUUAAAAUGUUCAU
This is a messenger RNA of Linum trigynum, 4157 nucleotides long. NCBI's taxonomy places the organism in Eukaryota, Viridiplantae, Streptophyta, Magnoliopsida, Malpighiales, Linaceae. The record is from the annotation of a GenBank genome assembly.